Meloidogyne enterolobii is the source of this 636-nucleotide messenger RNA. The record is from the annotation of a GenBank genome assembly. Lineage: Eukaryota; Metazoa; Nematoda; Chromadorea; Rhabditida; Meloidogynidae.
UUUCAUUGAAAAUAUCCAUAUGCCCAAAACAAUGUGUGCCAUCUUCGCUUCGUCUUUUCCUGUGUCUGGAGCCGUAUCGUCAAUCAUCUGCUUCGUAUUUCUAAUUUACAGUGGGGCUACCAUCUUAUUUUGCUGCAAAAAAUCAAAGGCGCAAAAGAAAAGGAAAAAUAAGGCAAACAAGGACUCAAGGAUGUCAAGAGCUUCGAAGAAGUCACAUAAUUCUUUCGAAGAAAAACGGCGUAAAAGUGGAAAAUAUGGAGGCGGUGAUGAUUACCAAUCAUUGGCAGGGCUAGAUGGGGAUAUGUUUGUGAAAGGUGGAGCUAAUAAACGCAUUGAUUCUCCUGCUAGAGGCAGACGCGGGAAAGCUGCGGAGAGGAGAGCUAAGAAAAUUAAACAGCGGCGAGGUGGAGAGUGUCAAGACGAUAUUGAGGAGGAUGUCGAUGUAAUGCCAUUCACUCAAUCGGAUAUUAAAUUGCCUGGAAAAUCGCUCCUAUCAAAAGACACUAUAAGGUCGAGACAGAGUAUUGUGGCAUCUACUAAGCAAAGUAAAGUGCAAGAUAAAGGAGCUAGUCUAUUUAUAUAAAUAAAAGAAAAAAGAAUGGAUGUAUGUUUGUAAAUGUGUAAAAUAUGAUUUUU